This is a messenger RNA of Abrus precatorius (Indian licorice), 740 nucleotides long. RefSeq names its product ninja-family protein AFP3-like. Gene Ontology annotation, biological process: response to abscisic acid; signal transduction; negative regulation of DNA-templated transcription. NCBI's taxonomy places the organism in Eukaryota, Viridiplantae, Streptophyta, Magnoliopsida, Fabales, Fabaceae. The coding region runs from base 21 to 740 and encodes 239 amino acids. Gene Ontology annotation, cellular component: nucleus. The transcript has 3 exons. The record is from RefSeq and is a predicted model, not a curated record.
UCUCUUUCUCCUUUGUUUCGAUGGAGAGGGUUCAAUACAGCUGCGAAAAAAUAGAUCUUAAUCUAAAGCUUUCAUCUUGGGAUGAAAAUGCAGAAGAAAGUAGGUUGACAAGGUCAUCGUCGUUGGUGGGAAAUGGGGCCCAGUGGGGUCCAUCUCUUGACAGAUCUUGCUCACUGCCAGCUGAGUGUGAGAGAAUGGUGGGGGAGAGGCAGAGGAGGGUGACAAUACUCUCACCUCAAGUUCUUGCUUGGGUCGCUGCUUCUGCUGCUAAUGUGAAGAUACCAACACUUCAUAAACUCAGAGAACCUUUUCAGGAUUAUUCAGAGCUUCAGGGUCCCAAAGUUUCUGCUAAAGGAGUUCGUUCAACCAUCCAGACAUCAACCAAGCAGGAAAAUGAUUCCAUGGUUUCCCAGAAAACAAUGGCAAAGGAAAUUCCACACAGGCCUGCUGAUACUAUGCUGGAGAAUCCAGCCAAAAAACAUAAACUUGGGAACUACUGUAGUCUUAAGGGUGAUGUAAUGGAGAUCCUGAGACAGAUGCCAAGUGUGACUACUACUGGAGAUGGUCCCAGUGGUAAGAGAAUAGAAGGGUUUCUGUACAAGUAUAGAUCUGGUCAAGUCUGUAUUGUAUGUGUCUGCCAUGGUAACUUCCUCACUCCAGCAGAGUUUGUGAUGCAUGCUGGGGGCAAGGAAGUGGCCAAUCCCAUGAAGCAUAUCACUGUUUAUUCUAACUCAUUUUAG